Rhopilema esculentum is the source of this 6046-nucleotide messenger RNA. NCBI's taxonomy places the organism in Eukaryota, Metazoa, Cnidaria, Scyphozoa, Rhizostomeae, Rhizostomatidae. The record is from RefSeq and is a predicted model, not a curated record.
CUCAGAGAAUAUAAAAGAAGGAUGAAGAAAGAAAUGCUUCCAGAUGGAAAACCUGUCGGGGGUAAAGGUAGAUUGACAAAAGCUGCAAUUGAUAGCAUUCAAAACUAUUAUGGUUUGGCUAUCAGAAGAAAUGCAGGGAACAAGGAUGGUAUGAAGAACAGCAUAAUGGCAAUUCAGCACCACAUUGUAAAGUCAGAAAAACUUUCUCUUGAGCAGCAGCACCAGUACUGCCCACAGGAAGAAGCAACAUGGUGCAAGUAUUAGAGAGAGAAGAUUUUCGGUGAUGGUAAAUACAAUCAAGAGAAUUGCCUUCCUGCUGUUUUUCAUGAAGAGUUGAAACCAAUUUUUGACAGAUUGUCCCAGGAUGAACUAUUAAAUAGAUGUUUAAGAGGCCUUACACAAAACUAAAAUGAGAGCCUGAAUGGUCAACUUUGGACAAAUUGAUGCCCUAAGACAAAGUACUGUGGUGUAAAACGAGUGACAAUUGCUGUUUGUGAAGCUGUAUCUGUUUUUAAUACAGGUACUGCAUGCAAAGCAAUGCUGAUGCAGAGUCUGGGGGUAACAGACUUGGGUUCUCAAACCCUUAAUUUUUUUCGAAAGGAGAACAAAAGAAGAAUAGAGAAUAUGAAAAGAAAGUCUAGCGCAGAAUUCAAAGCACGCAGAAAAGAAUUACGAAUGAAAAAGAAAAGAAUCCAGGGAAAGCCAAGUGAAACCUUCUAUAAACCAGGUGCUUUUGGCUUAGAAGUUGAGCCAGAGGUUGAGAAAUGUGCCAAAAAAAGCAGAGCAGGAAAAGACCUUAUUCAGUAACAAAGAAAACAGAAGUCCCCAAUAUAACAUUUUGUGAUGAAAAAGACAUUUUUGUCACUGUAGAGAGAAAGAAGAAGAGAUAAACUAAACCAAAAAAGUAUGCUUGAUUUGUAGAUUAAUUGCAGAUAUUUUUGCAGUAAUGAGUAAGCUUCAAGCAGCUGUAAUAAAAAAUGAAGCUAAGUACCCCAUAUUACUUGCAAAGGCCAAACUUCGCCAGAUUUACAACUUUAUUUUUAAUGCCGUUUUUCUCAAAACGUGAAAUUUCAGCACUUCUGUUACAAAAACAUUUGUAUUUCUCAAGCUGUUUUGUGAAACCAGCUGAAACUUUUGGAAUAUAUGUAGUAAAGAUUAAACUAUGCAAUAAGUAGAGGAUUUUGAAAUCUGUCACAGUUGGUGGUAGUUGCCAUGGAAACAGUCUUUUUCGGGGUAUUUUGCCCCCAAAAAUGAAAUAUCAAAAUAUACUCUACUUAUUGCAUUCCUAAUGGUAUAAGUGAUGUUUGUGCAAAAUUUCACAUUUAUAUUGUUUUAUUAAGCUUAAAUAUCUGCACUAAAUCAUUGCAAUUUGAUACCCUUUUUCUUAUGUUUCCAUGGAAACCAUUAUAAUUUUUUUCCCAAAAUUUUUGCUCAAAAUAUUUCAAACAAAGAGAAUCAAAUGUGUGCUAAAUUUUAAGGAGCUACAUUGGAUGGAUUUCAUUUUAUAGUCAUUUUACUGUUUCUGUAAGUGUACUAUCAAAAGCCUCCUUAAAGAUACUUUGAAUGCACACCAUCUGGCAUCAAAGUCCCAUCAUUACUUCUACUGAGGUACUCAUCACGUUCCCAUUUUGUUAAGCCCCAUUUCUUAGAGAUGAAAAUUUUUUGUCUUCCUGGAUACUUGAAUAUUGAUUUAUUACUUGGAUAUUUGGCUCUUGUUUUGACUUUUAUGAAGCCAAUCCAAUUUUCUGAUUUAGUUUGUGUUUCGGCCUUUAGAAAACAGUUCUUAGAAAUCGGAAGAAUUAAUCUCAUUUCCAGGGAUUCGAUUCAGUGAGCUAGUGAUGUAUUUGAAUCGAAACAGUAGGGGCAAAUUCUCUCUUUGAAAUUUUCUUUUGUUUGAAUCAGUUAUUUGCUGAACCACAGAUAAUCACCCGUUCACAUUUGAAUCUGGUCUUUCCCUGUUGCUGACUGCUGGCUUCGUUUGUGCGAGGCAGAGUCAAAGUCAACGAAGGUUUUUCCUGUAACGAGGAAAGUUACUGCAGAAAGAAGAGGUUUAAAUGUUGUGAAAGUUCCCUUGACCAAUAGUUCACUGAUCUCAGUUACGUCAUAUCAUGAUGAAGAAUUCGAGAUUGACUUUGCUGCUGGUGACAUGGCUGUACAUUUGCCAUCUUGGUACAUUGGGAUAUCAGUGCCCAAAACGUUGCAAGUGUUCUCAAAUUACUGUCCAGUGUAUUGGUGCUGGCCUAAGACACUACCAUCAGAGAUUCCAUCAUCCAUUCGCUAUCUUGAUCUUUCUAAAAACCCAUCAAUAAAGUUCCAAAACAAUUCCUUUGCUCGAUUUAGACAGCUAGAAAAGCUCGUCUUACGAGAAUGUUCCAUAAAGAAUUCAUUUAUUCUUCCAAAGACCCUCCGAAUUAUUGACAUAUCGGGGAACCAGUUAUCUGUUCACGCAGUGGCGGAGCUGUUUAAAGACAAGAGAACACCAAAUGUUAUAGUGUUAUUGAUGCAAAACAACAAACUUUUUCUAAAUGGAAGUUUUUCAAUUUUUCCCUCAUCCAUCAUUAGACUUAACAUGAAUGGAAAUUCAGUGCAGAGAAUUUGUAGCAAUGAUCUGAACAACCUAAAGAGACUCCAGUCUCUUUCCCUAGGAUCGACUGGCUUGCGUAGCAUUGCCAAAGGGGCCUUUGAUCAGCUCAAGGAUCUCCAGCUACUCGAAUUGAGUUACAACAAACUUUCUUUUUUGCCAAAUAAACUGUUUCAACACAACAGCCUCUUGCGCAAAAUUUACUUACAUUAUAAUCGAAUUGAAACAAUGCCAGACCUAUUCGGCAUUCGCCAACUUUUCCACCUAAAGUUGAAAGGAAAUCGUCUUAGAGAAGCUUCAAAGUUUAAUAUAAGAUAUAUUGAUAAUUUUGAUUUGUCAAACAAUUUCAUCGAAUCAUUUAAUGUUUCAGAAAUUAGAUUCAGAACACUAUCACUGUCACACAACCGAGUCCAGAAGAUUGACAAACAUUUUCUUCCAAAGUUAAAGAAAAUUUCCCAAUUAUAUUUGCAAAGUAAUAACAUAACAACUAUCCCAGUAGAUACUUUUGAACAUUUUGAAUACAUUGGGGAGUUGCAUCUUCAAAGAAAUGGACUCGCGAAACUCCCAAGGGGAGUUUUUAGCGGUUUAUCUAUAAGAAAGUUGUUCCUGUUUGCCAACGAAUUGAGCACCGUAGACGGAGUCUUUCAGGAUAUGAAAAGACAACCAUACCUACUUUUAUUGUUUGGUAACAAGUUGAAGUCUAUUAGAAGCUCAGACUUUAGGAAGACGCUGAAUGGCUCAGAGAUUUAUAUAUCCUGUACCAACCUCAAGGAAAUUCCAAGUCAUUUUGAUAUCAAUCCGAAAGUAAUUUGUAGCCCAUCUAAAAGCCUGGUAAUAAAAACAGAAUUGGUUUUUUUAGAGGGUUUUACAUGUAUCGAAAACAAAAAUCUCAGAUACUUUAGUACUUGUACGCCAUGUCCAGUCGGUUAUUACAGUCAAUAUGAAUGUAGGGCUUGCCCUGCUGGGGCUUUCUAUCAGGACGAAAUGGCAGCCAUUGCAUGCAAGCCCUGUCCACUAGGCCAGUUUGUGCCACUAGAUAAAGCACCAGGGAAAAGUCCAUUGCAAUGUCUCACAUGCCCUUUUGGGACAAAUACAAACAGCUCCGCAGCUUAUCGCGCCUGUAAAUGUUUGCCUGGUUUUGCAAGAAGUCAUCGGUUUCAAGGAUGCACAAAAUGUACCCAAGAAGGGUUUUCCUGUCAAACAGAUUACAAGGAAUUGACUAAAGGCUAUUGGAUGUCGUGGCAAACAAUGCAAUCUGCAUCAAAUACAUCUUGCAAGACGUUGUACAAGGCUUUUAUGCAGAAUCUGGAUACAAAGAACGAUACAUAUGACCGGGCUACAAUCAAGUACGAUUGUCACAUGCCCACUGCACACAAAUGCCCGCUACAAGGCUCCUGCCUUGGUGGCAUAGAGGCUGAUUGUAAGCGAGGCUACACUGGAAUAUUGUGUGCAGUUUGUCAGGGGGGAUACAUGAAAAACUUUGGUAAAUGCACUAAAUGUCCCUCUUCAGUCAUUGCAGCGGUGCAGUGUGUUGCAUUCUUUUUGGCGUUUGUUUUUAUUUGCUGGUUAAUGUCCAAAGUUGAUAAAGUGAAACUCGCAGGAAACGAUAGCAAAACAUUUGCUGAUUUAAUUCUGUCAACAUUGAAAAUCCUCAUUGGUUUUUAUCAAGUGCUAGUUGGCAUCAUACACGCUCUUCCAAACAUUCACUGGCCUGGAAAUCUUACAAAAGCUGUCAGAGUUUUUGAAUUUAUUCAGUUCUCGAUCUUCCAUAUACCUUCUUUGCAUUGCAUAAAACGAGAAUGGCGCAUGGACGCCAUCAAGGAAUUCUGGUUUGCCAUCAUUGCCACCGCGACUGUUCCCUUCAUAAUUUGUAUUUACACAGCAAUCAAAUCACUUUGCUCUUACUGUUGUGUUAGGGAUACAGUGGAGUUCAGAACGAGGCUUAGGAAGAACGUUCAGCAAUGCCUUGAGGCCAUAUUUCUGUUCCUUUUCGCGACCUACCCCUUGACAUCAAGCAAGAUAUUCCAAAUCCAACCCGCCAGCUGCCAUGCAUUCUGUACAUCGGAAAAGGACGGGCAGUGCUUGCACAGAGUCUCGUACCUGCGAUCGGAUUACCGUGUUAGCUGUACAUCAGGCACGAAUGAUGACGUCAUUGUAACCAAAGCUGCAUACGCGGCCUUAAUGUUGCCCCUCGGCUUUCCUUUGCUGCUGUUUCUUCUUCUCUGGCGGUUAGCUCCCAAAAAGAACAACACUGAUGAUGCGCAGCGGCAGCAACGAUGAUGGCGAGGAGGCAGCUGCGGAGGAGUCUGUAGCCGUGGCGCUUAGACUUUUCUACGGCAACUACAAGCCGGAAAGCUGGUACUGGGAGGUGACUGAAAUGGUUCGAAAACUGAUCAUCAGCAUUGCAAGUGCUUUGGUUCUGCACAACAUAAAGAUAGGGCUGUUUGGGCUUAUAAUCUUAAGCAUUUUGUUCGCUGUUGCUCAUGCUCGGAUGUGGCCAAUGAAAGACAAGUUUGACAACUUGAUGCAGUUACUGGCUCUAGUGAUUGUUGUGGUGAAUCUGUGCUAUGGUGUAACACAAAAAAGGGCGAUUGGUGAUGACGAAAUUCUCGAGCAAAGCAAAGACAAGUGGGGACUUGGCGUUAUGCUAGUCUCCCUCAACUCCCUGCUGUUUGUGCUGUUGUUUGGUCGAUUGAUAAAGGAGAUUUUGAGGAAAAUUUGCACUGCAAAAGAAAAUAGAGCAUCGUGCUGUAAGCAUUAUGUGUGUCACUGCAAUUACGGAGGCUCUACUGAAAACCUUCUGUUACACAACGAAAGAGAUUUAGUAAUAUAGAUGAUGGCUUGUUUCCAUACCCGUGUGUCAGUAUACUUUUCAACGAAAUCAGUGUAAAAAGUCUUUUCUAAUUGAAAAGUGGGUAGAAAAGCUAUAUUUUACCUCUUCUGAAAGGUCUCCAGCAGGACAAUGACACAUUCAAUUAAUUUAUUUGAAUGCAAUUUUUCCAAGCUGAAACGGUAAUCCGGUAUGAUAAUCCGGUAUGAUAAUCCGGUAUGAUAAUCUGGUAUGAUAAUCCGGUAUUAUAAUCCGGUAUGAUAAUCCGGUAUAGUAGUCCAGUAUAUAACCUUUUUUGUUGUGUAGGUUGUACAAGAAGAAUCUAUCGAAGAUGCGAGACGGGCAGCAGGUACUUUUCGGUUUUAGCUUUUUUUCGAAGUUAAUUUAAUUAAGUCUUUUUGUUUAAAGAAUAAAGCUUUGGAAGUGGCACAGCUUCAGAAAAACGAAAAUCAAUUCUCGAUUAUGCCUAUUUUGAUUAUUUUGGUAUAAUACUUAGUAUAUUGACAAUUAUUUGGCAUUGACGUUACUGCCAGAACGCUCAUCUAGUUUUUCAUUGUUAUUGUUUAGUUUAUUUGACUAAUAGAGCUCAGUUUAUUGGUAAAUUUUUUACGCGUUUUUAACCCAUUGGCUGCCGA